UUGGCCUGCCCACGUGGUCUCCCGACCCGGAAGUGCCCGGCGCCCACGUGGUGGGCGAGGAAGAUGCCGGAGCCGGGGCUGAAAAUCAACGCGGGCUUCGCGGCCCGCUACGGGCGCUACCGGCGGCGGGAGGAGCUGCGGCGGCUGCAGGAUCGCUAUGGGGCCGACGCGGGGGCCGGUGAGGAGUCCAGCUCGGAAUCGGAGGAAAGUGGGGAUGACGUGGAGCUGGACCCCCUGGAAGACAGAGAUUUCUAUCGCACUCUGGCCCUGCUGAAAACCAAGGACCCCAGGAUCUACGAGAAAGAUGCCACCUUCUACAGCCAAGCAAAUUCCUUGUCAGAAAGCGGGAGGGAGGUGGCCCCGAAGAGGAAGGAGAAACCCAUGUACCUGAAGGAUUACGAGAGAAAGGUGAUCCUGGAGAAGGAAGGCAAAUACGAGGAGGAUGAGGAGGACGAGGAAGCAGCAGCUGAAAGACAGAAGAGAGCUGCCUCCCAGAGCUAUGUUGAGGAGCAGAAGCGAAUCAAGGAGAGCUUCCGGCCAUUCGUGGCAGACAGCGAUGGGGAGGAGAGCGCGGGGGAGGGCGGCUCGGCCCUGCUGCAGAAACGGAUCAAGAGCACGGAGGAGACGGCGCGCGAGCAGGAGGGCUAUGUCAGCUGGCUCAAAGGGCAGGAUUUCCCCCCGGACCAGCAGCUCGAGGACCUGGCCCCGCUGAAGGAGUAUUGGAGCAACCCCGCGCUGGACCCCGGGGAGCGCUUCCUACGCGACUACAUCCUGAGCAAGGGCUACAGGGAGGAGGACGAGGAGGAGGAGGGAAGGCAACCUGGGGCCGUGUCCCCCCUGCGGCUGGAGGACUCCUCGGACGAGGGGGAGCUCUUCCUCAAGAAGCAGGAGGAGUUUGAGCGCAAGUUCAACUUCCGCUUUGAGGAGCCUGAUGCACAGCUGGUGAGGACUUAUCCCCGGACCAUCGCCAGCUCGGUGCGCAGGAAGGACGAACGGCGCAAGGAGAAGCGCGAGGAGAUCAGGGAGAGGAAGAGGAAGGAGAAGGCCCGGAAGCAGGAGGAGUUGAAGCAGCUGAAGAACCUGAAGCGCCAGGAGAUCCUGGCCAAGCUGGAGAAGCUGCGGGAGGCGACGGGCAACGCGACCGUCGGCUUCGGGGAGCAGGAGCUGGAGGGGGCCUUCGACCCGGCCGAACACGACCGGCUCAUGCAGAAGUUCUUCGGGGCCAAUUAUUACGGGGAAGGGGAGGAGGAGAAGCCGCAGUUCGAGGAGGAGGAGGGCGUGGAUGAUGGCUGGAACUGGGACAACUGGACCGGCCGGGACGCAGAGGGAGGCGAGUGGCCGGAGGAAGAGGGGAGCUAUGAGCCACACUGCGAGGACCCCAACUUCAUUAUGGACGCGGAUUACGACCCCCACGUGCGGCCAGGCCCCCCCCGGAAGCGGCAGAAGGAGCCUCCGACGUUGCUGGGGAAGAGGAAGCUCAAGACACGGUUCACGGAGGCCAUGGAGCGGGAGAAGCCCCCGUUCGACCCUGAGGUGGGCUCCUUCGAGCAGUACCUGGACGAGUAUUACCGGCUGGACUAUGAGGACGUGAUCGGCGACCUGCCCUGCCGCUUCAAGUACCGCACCGUGAUGCCCUGCGACUUCGGCCUCAGCACCGAUGAGAUCCUGGCCGCUGAUGACAAGGAGCUAAACCGCUGGUGCUCAUUGCGCAAGACCUGCAUGUACAGGUCGGAGAAGGAGGAGCUCCAGGACAAGGCUGCCUACACCCGCAAGGCCCAGAACACCAGCAAGAAGCAGCAGAUCCUCAAGUCCCUCUCCGCUGCCGCGGAGGAGGCCGGCGAGGACGAGCCGCGGCCCAAGCUGGGGAAGAAACCCCAGGACAAGGCGAAGCGGCGGCAGCUGGAGCAGGAGCCGCACGGCGCCGGGCUAACCGCGCGCCCAGAGGCCGAGGGGCCCUCGGUGCCCACGGCAGGGGCCCUCAGCCCCACCCUGUCCCCUGCUGGGCAGCCCGGGGGCCUGGCGGGGAAGGCCUCCCCUGGGCCCCAGGCAGGGCCGCGGCGGGGCCGGCGGGGGCGGCUGCUGGGCGCCAGGGUGCGGGUGGGCGGGCGGGAGUUCAGCGGGCAGAGGCUCCGGGCCUACGGGCUCAACCCGGGGCGCCUGCAGUGGCGCCAGCUCCACCGUCACCAGAGGAAGCAGCUGGCGCGCCAGACUCAGCGGGCCAAGGCGCCCGGACGCCAGGGUCCUGUGGGAAAAGCCGCCCGGGCCUGAGCACAGAGAGAGCCGGGGGCUCGCGUGGCUGGGUGCCGUCGCCUGGCAGCUGGGGGAGAGGGGCCCCAGGCCUGCCCUGGAACUGAGUGUGGGGGGCAACUCUCGCCCCUCCCCAGCAGCUGGGGUCACUGUCUCUACCCCUUCCUGCUACCAGCAGUGGGCUUGACGCCUGGUCUGGCUCCGUGCCUCAGUUUCCCCUGCUGGAGCAGGUGCACGGCAGGGUGGGGCUCAGUGUUUGGUGGCAGAGAGUGGAGCAAAGCCUGUUUCUCCCUCAGCGCCGCUGGGCCUUGUUCCCUUUUUUACACGGAUUCUGAAAUAAACCUCGGUCCAGUGCUCUGA
Caretta caretta (loggerhead turtle) is the source of this 2607-nucleotide messenger RNA. RefSeq names its product KRI1 homolog (gene KRI1). Lineage: Eukaryota; Metazoa; Chordata; Testudines; Cheloniidae. The record is from RefSeq and is a predicted model, not a curated record. Gene Ontology annotation, cellular component: 90S preribosome; nucleolus. Gene Ontology annotation, biological process: endonucleolytic cleavage in ITS1 to separate SSU-rRNA from 5.8S rRNA and LSU-rRNA from tricistronic rRNA transcript (SSU-rRNA, 5.8S rRNA, LSU-rRNA).